Spea bombifrons (plains spadefoot toad) is the source of this 2083-nucleotide messenger RNA. RefSeq names its product syntaxin 1A (gene STX1A). Gene Ontology annotation, cellular component: endomembrane system; synaptic vesicle; plasma membrane. The transcript is spliced from 10 exons. Lineage: Eukaryota; Metazoa; Chordata; Amphibia; Anura; Pelobatidae. Gene Ontology annotation, biological process: synaptic vesicle fusion to presynaptic active zone membrane; exocytosis; intracellular protein transport. The record is from RefSeq and is a predicted model, not a curated record. The coding region runs from base 155 to 1021 and encodes 288 amino acids. Gene Ontology annotation, molecular function: SNARE binding; SNAP receptor activity.
CAUUACAUCAUAGCGCACACUCACAUGUAUUCGCGUAAUUCUGGAACAUAUGACAGCUAGACAGUGACAGUCACCCAGGCAGUGGUGUGGAGGAGAUCUGUCUCUUGCUUCCAGGAAGCUCUGAUCGUCGCCUUGUGUGGUCACUGGACUCAGGAUGAAGGAUCGCACCCGGGAGCUGCGUGCUGCAAAGGACAGCGAUGAAGAUGAUGAAGUGGCUGUCAGCCUUGAUCGAGAUCGCUUUAUGGAUGAGUUUUUUGAACAGGUGGAAGAGAUCAGAGGAUUCAUUGACAAGAUAGCAGAGAAUGUGGAAGAAGUCAAGCGAAAACACAGCGCCAUCCUGGCGUCACCUAAUCCAGAUGAAAAAACCAAGGCAGAUCUGGAGGAAUUGAUGUCAGAUAUCAAGAAGACGGCCAACAAGGUCCGCUCCAAACUGAAGAAUAUUGAACAAAGUAUUGAGCAGGAGGAGGCAAUCAAUCGCUCGUCUGCCGACCUACGUAUACGCAAGACUCAGCAUUCAACUCUGUCUCGGAAGUUUGUGGACGUGAUGUCUGAAUACAACGCCACGCAAUCCGAUUACCGCGAGCGAUGCAAAGGCCGCAUCCAAAGACAACUAGAAAUCACUGGAAGAACCACGACAAGUGAAGAGCUAGAGGAUAUGUUGGAGAGUGGAAACCCUGCCAUUUUCUCUUCCGGGAUAAUCAUGGACUCCAACAUCACUAAACAGGCUCUAAAUGAAAUUGAGACUCGGCAUAGUGAGAUCAUCAAACUAGAGAACAGCAUCCGAGAGCUUCAUGACAUGUUCAUGGACAUGGCAAUGUUGGUGGAGAGUCAGGGAGAGAUGAUAGACCGCAUAGAGUACAAUGUGGAACAUGCCGUGGAUUAUGUGGAAAGAGCCGUCUCGGACACCAAAAAGGCUGUCAAGUACCAAAGCAAAGCCAGGAGGAAGAAGAUCAUGAUCAUUAUCUGUUGUGUGGUGCUUGGUAUUGUCAUUGCAUCAACGUUUGGAGGGAUUUUUGCAUAGGGGCCUCUGUAGAUCGCAUAUUCUGGACAUAGCAGAAAUGCGGCCUAACAGUGCGAGCCGCACUACCCGUCCGUGGGGGACUGACGGCGAAAACACGCUUCCCGAAUGGAGAGCCCCUCUGCAUGACAACCCCGUGUGUAACCCAGCGCACAUACCCAGUGAGAGAUUUCACUAUUCUGUGUGGGAGGGGGAGGAACAGGUGUAACGAUUUCCGACCGCUAACCAGCACAUGGUGGAUUCAUCUUGGUUCUUUCCAUCAAGAGGAGCUGUCCUUUCAGCAGUGGGCCCAUCCCGAUACUUUGAAGAGAUCAAUAUAAGAUUGGACAUUCAAUACUAUGUUUAUAUUCUGUCCCACCGCCCACUUGAUGCCUUUCAGGUUUGGACCAAGAUUUAUCUCUGCCGCAGCCAACUAGAGACCAGUGUUGAGCCACAUUGCCAAGCAUAGUCAACACUUUCUUUUACUUACGCACCGCACAUUCCUCCUCCUCUGAAAAUAAAAAUACUUUGGGACAGAGCGCUGGGAAAAGACUAUGUUGGCCUCCCCUUUGCAUGAUAGGGGCUCAGUGUUUGGUUAAACUUUUCAAGGUUGGAACCUGUUUUGUGUGACCCUUGCCCUUUACCGACACCUCUCCUGGAGAGGGGCAUAAAGUUUUUUUUGUUUUUUUUUGUUUUGUUUUUUUACAUUAAGUGCAUACAUCCUCAUUUUUUUGGUAAUUCUGUGUGCAAGGUGUUCACCUGUGUGUCUCUCUACUCCACAUAUGCAGACUUGUGAGGCAAGUCCACAGUUACAGAAGCUGCGAAGAUGUCACAGUAGGGCAGUGCAACGCCAUCAGCUGAGUUUGUGAUGGUAAACCAAGCCCUGAUGUGCCUUACGGCUUGAACCAGUCGGGAGUUAACUCUUUCAGGGCUGCAAAGGCAUUUCAUUUCUUCCCAGCCUUGAAAGGAUUAAUCACCAGCAUGCUUUGUGAGGAGAGUUUUAUAUUUGGUGUUAUAUCUUACUGAUGUAUUUUUGUCUGCACCCCUUGUGUGACAUUUAAUAAAAGAUGUGAGUUUAAGAUACUA